This is a messenger RNA of Conger conger (European conger), 1253 nucleotides long. RefSeq names its product D-dopachrome tautomerase (gene ddt). The coding region runs from base 102 to 458 and encodes 118 amino acids. The transcript is spliced from 3 exons. NCBI's taxonomy places the organism in Eukaryota, Metazoa, Chordata, Actinopteri, Anguilliformes, Congridae. The record is from RefSeq and is a predicted model, not a curated record. Gene Ontology annotation, molecular function: phenylpyruvate tautomerase activity.
UUUCCGGUGCAGAGUAGGCAGCGGCUGAUAUCGUUUACUCCCUGUAAAAGGUUAUUCGAUUUUUUCGGUCAGGAGCUGGAAUAGUAAUUUUUAAUACAAUCAUGCCUUUCAUUAACCUGGAAAGUAACCUACCAGCAAGUAAAUUCACGGAUGAUUUUUUGAAAAAACUGUGCUCUGCAGCGGCAGCUGCCCUUCAGAAACCUGAAGAAAGAAUGAAUCUAUCCGUGAAGUCGGGUCUGGCGAUGCUCAUUGGCGGGUCCACCGCGCCCUGCGUCGUUCUGUGUGUGUCCGCCAUCGGCGUGACCGACACGGCGGAGAAGAACAAAGAACACAGCGCCAAGCUCUUUCAGUUCCUCACCGGGGAACUCGGCCUGACCGAGGACCGGAUUGUCAUCUGUUUCUACCCGCUGGAGCCCUGGCAAGUUGGAAAGAAGGGGACUGUGAUGAGUUUCCUGUAGGGGAGGGGCACGCCACCUUUCCCCCUGGAGCUCAACGCAAGCCGUUCCGUGCAUUCACCGUGGACCCAUUAUACUGAAACAAGAUUCUCCCCGGUGUUAGAAUUUUGUAGAAUACAACGGGGGUUUUAGACGCACUUAGUAUAAACCUACCCUGUAUAAAUACAGGUUAAAUUUAAUUUCAUAGAAUCUGUGUAGAAACAUAGACUUGUCAAAGGAGAAUAAUUAAAUCCUUGUUUGAAUUUGUUUAAGGGCGUAUGCCAUUUAGAGGCAGUGAAACAAUUUGGUUACAUAAUGCCUAAAGAUCCACACAGCCGUUAGGCCCUUGAGCAAGGCCCUUAACCCUGCUUUGUUCCAGGGGAGGAUUGUCUGCCAUUAAUGUAAUGUAAAGGGUCAACUGUUCGUGCUCAUUUCAAAUGUAGUUAGUUUAAAUCUCCCAUUUUUAAUUGGAUAAAAAAAAAAAAAACAUAAGGUUUGAUUGAAUUGCAUAUUCAUUCAACUGCUGAAAUGCAUUUGACUGAUUCUCAACCUUUUCAUAGGGAAGGCAAGUGUGCCCACAGAGUGGGCAGCAGUAGUUGGACUGGUACAUUUCGCAGACCCCUUUCUGAGCCAAAUUCAGAUGAGCUCAUUGGUGGGAUGUGUGAUGUAGAUGCAGAUUUAUGGCGUGCCUAAAAUUUAUUUUUAAGAUUCGCUGUUUUGGAUAAGAAUGCAAAGCUUUCGGUGGAAAUUGAGGUAUCUCUGCAUCACCUGCCAAUCCUUUAAAAUUAAAAUAGAAAUGAAAACCACGUUCAGGAAGUA